Odocoileus virginianus texanus is the source of this 2049-nucleotide messenger RNA. The record is from RefSeq and is a predicted model, not a curated record. NCBI's taxonomy places the organism in Eukaryota, Metazoa, Chordata, Mammalia, Artiodactyla, Cervidae.
UCAUCUUCCGGACGUGCCUGGGGAACACUGGCAGGUAUAAUGGCUCCUCUGUGGCCCUUCGUCCUGGCAGCUGCCUCCGGAAUCCUGGCCAUGGAUACACCUUAUUCCAGUAGUCCAGCUCUGCAUCAUCUCACCAAGCAGCUAUUACAGACGUAUCGGAAGGAAGUAAGGCCAGUUCACAACUGGACCCAGGCCACCACUGUAUACUUGGACGUGUUUGUUCACGCCGUGCUGGAUGUGGUUUGGGAUGAUGAGUUUUUAUCCUGGAACUCCAGCAUGUUUGAUGAGAUUAGGGAGAUCUCUCUACCUCUAAGUGCCAUCUGGGCCCCUGAUAUCAUCAUAAAUGAGUAUGUGGACACUGAAAAAUCACCUGACCUUCCCUAUGUCUAUGUGAACUCAUCUGGGACCAUUAAACACUCCAAGCCCAUCCAGGUGGUCUCUGCAUGCAAUUUGGAGACAUAUGCUUUUCCAUUUGAUGUCCAGAAUUGCAGCCUAACCUUCAGUAGCAUUCUGCACACAGUGGAAGAUGUAGACCUGGCCUUCCUGAGGAGCACAGAAGACAUUACACAUGACCAAAAGGCAUUUUUGAAUGACAGUGAGUGGGAACUUCUUUCUGUGUCCUCGACCUACCGCAUCCUGCAGAACAGUGCUGGAGAUUUUGCACAGAUUCAGUUCAAUGUGGUGAUUCGCAGGCAUCCUCUGGUCUAUGUGGUGAGCCUGCUGAUCCCCAGCAUCUUCCUGAUGCUAGUGGACCUGGGCAGCUUCUACCUCCCGCCCACCUGCCAAGCCAGGAUUCUGUUCAAGACCAGCGUGCUGGUGGGCUACACCGUCUUCAGGGUCAACAUGUCUGAUGAGGUGCCAAGGAGUGCAGGGAGCACCCCUCUGAUUGGGGUCUUCUUCACGGUCUGCAUGGCCUUCUUGGUUCUCAGCUUAUCCAAGUCCAUCCUGCUGGUCAAAUUCCUCUAUGAUGAGCGGUGCAGCCAGCAAGAGCAGACCCUCCUGUGUCUUCGAGGGGACACAGAUACCAACCAGCCUCAAAUGGAUCCUGGGGCCCAGCUUGCUGGGGUAACAGAGUCCCCCGUCCGUCAAGAGUACCAGGCCCCAUCCGGGUCCCUGAAGGAAGUCUGGUCCCAGCUUCGAUCCAUCAGCAGCUACUUCCAGACCCAGGACCAGGUGGACCAACAGGAGCUUGGGUGGCUGGCCCUCCUGGAGCGCUUUGACCGCCUGCUCUUCCAAAGCUACCUUGCUGUGCUGGGGCUCUAUGCCGUCACCCUGUGCUCCCUUUGGGUGUCCUGGAGUGGUUAGUGAAGACCAGGCUUGCUAGUGCCCAACCAUGCUCUCCUGGCACUUGGGGAAGGCUGAACAUUUUUUCAGGAGAUAUUGGAAGGAGAGGAACGGUGAGUUAAAAAGCUCUCCAGCUUCACUUACCCCAGAACACACAUCAUCUAAUGAGCUAUUGAAUGACCCAGGAGGAAUACGCUCAUAAUGAAAAUGCAUAAACAGUGUGAGGUAUCCAGGGAAAAGUAAGCCUGCCUUCUUACCCAGUUCACUGCCCAGAAGUGACCACCAUUAACAGCCUCUUUCAGAAAAUUUCUAAGCAUACACAAACAUCGUGUAUGUUUAAACUGGUUUUCAAAAGGUGUUAAGAACACACUCCAUCUCCCAGUCCUGUCGUGGUUACUUAUUCAGUUAGUCAUUCAGCGAAACUUGCAUUGAGUGGCCAUGAAGCCCCAGGCAUUAUGUUAGGCAUACCAGAGAAUACAGAACAAGUCAAUUUCAGAUCAUUCUUCACUUGACUUGCUUCCUGAAGAAACUUGUUCCAACCAGAACACAAAAGUCUGUAUCCUGGAGCCAUGUCUGUCUCCUGGAGCUCUGGUUCCCACCAUCUCAGGGGAGUCCAUCUCCCCUGUGCCUUCUCAGCAGUGCAUUGCUAUUGGAAGGGAUCCAGACCUAGCACAUCUCAUAAACACACACCAUGCGUGAGGUGCUGAGCUGGGGGAACAAGCUUAAUGCAUGGCCCUUGGGAGUUUCAAGGAGUUUGUAAUCUGC